Messenger RNA from Achroia grisella, 1526 nucleotides. It is a transcript of the gene Gbeta5, whose product is annotated as guanine nucleotide-binding protein subunit beta-5. NCBI's taxonomy places the organism in Eukaryota, Metazoa, Arthropoda, Insecta, Lepidoptera, Pyralidae. Gene Ontology annotation, biological process: G protein-coupled dopamine receptor signaling pathway; G protein-coupled receptor signaling pathway. The record is from RefSeq and is a predicted model, not a curated record. Bases 228 to 1526 code for a protein of 432 amino acids. The transcript is spliced from 7 exons. Gene Ontology annotation, molecular function: protein binding; signaling receptor complex adaptor activity. Gene Ontology annotation, cellular component: cytoplasm; heterotrimeric G-protein complex.
GUGAUAUCGAUUCAAUAAUUUCUAUACGGUUUAUAUUUUCUUACUCUUUUUAUAGGUUCAAAACAUAAAUUCUAAUCCUUUAAUAAAUUAAUAUCGAGCCGUUAAAAAUCGGCAUAACAGUACCUCUAGGAGGAGACAUGUACUGGCGUCUCUGUUUAAUUACAAUGCCGUGGUAAAAUGGGAGUGAACUGGCAGUGAACAGUGAGUGUUACGAGGCUGUAUGCAGGAUGGCGGCGGACACAGCGGUGGCUGCCAGCCCUGAGGAGACGUUAGAGUCACUGUUGCGUGAAGCGGAGGCGCUUAAACAGAAAUUGGAGGAGGAACGGCAGAAGCUCAACGAUGUUACCCUGUCAUGUGUGGCAGAGCGGUUGGAGACCAUAAACUUCCCCAACCUGAAGCUGCGGCGAGUUCUCAAGGGACACCAGGCCAAGGUGCUGUGCUCGGACUGGUCACCAGACAAGCGACACAUUGUCUCCUCCUCACAGGAUGGUAAGGUGAUAGUUUGGGAUGCUUUCACAGCUACUAAAGAGCACACCAUCGCUAUGCCUAGCACUUGGGUGAUGGCAUGUGCAUAUGCACCCUCCGGGAACAUGGUCGCAGCAGGAGGCCUGGACAACAAGGUGACGGUGUUCCCGCUGGGCGAGGAGGAGCCGGCGUCACGCAAGCGCACGGUGGCCACGCACACGUCCUACAUGUCGUGCUGCCUGUUCCCCAACACGGACCGCCAGAUACUGACGGGCAGCGGCGACGGCACGUGCGCGCUCUGGGACGUGGAGUCGGGCCAGCUGCUGCAGAGCUUCCAGGCGCACGCGGCCGACGUGAUGGCGCUGGACCUGGCGCCGUCCGACAUGGGAGACACGUUCGUGUCCGGCGGCUGCGACCGCUCCGUGCUCGUGUGGGACCUGCGCACCGGCCAGGCCGUGCAGGCCUUCGACACGCACCUCUCCGACGUCAACAGCGUCAAGUACCACCCCUCGGGCGACUCGCUCGCCUCCGGCUCCGACGACUCCUGCUGCCGCCUUUUCGACUUGCGCGCGGACCGCGAGGUGGCGCGGUACACGAAGGAGAGCAUCAUCUUCGGCGUGAACUCCGUGGAGUGGUCGGUGAGCGGGCGGCUGCUGUUCGCCGGCUACAGCGACUACACGGCGUGCGCCUGGGACGCGCUGCGGGCCGCGCGCGUGUGCGUGCUGUGCGGACACGAGCACCGCCACCGCGUGGCGCGCGUGCAGCUGGCGCGGGACGGGGCCGCGCUCGCCACCGCCUCCUGGGACGCCACGCUGCGGGUGCGUGCUCUCUCUCUCUCUCUCUCUCUCUCUGUGUCUGUCGGACACGAGCACCGCGUCGCGCGUGCCUGGCGCGGGACGGGGCCGCGCUGUGCGCCACGCUGCUGUCACCGCGUGGCGCGCGUGCAGCUGGCGCGGGACGGGGCCGCGCUCGCCACCGCCUCCUGGGACGCCACGCUGCGGGUGCGUGCUCUCUCUCUCUCUCUCUCUCUCUCUCUGUCUCUCUCACUCACCCCCGAGUGA